GGCCUUGUAAUAUAACCCCGUCGUUUUCGUUACAAGUUUUUUUUUUUCUUCUAUUUUGCAUUAAUUUCGUAGUGUCAUCAGUAUUAUCAUGAAAAGAGCAAUCAAAAAAUCUUGGCGUGAUUCCGCUUCUUUAAUAGUGCUCGCUAGACGGAAUGUGGAUAAGUUAUCGAGUGGGAACAGUAGUGAUACUAACUACGAUAUCUUGUUGCAGACUCGGUCGCUUGACGCAUCUUUCUCGAACAGUGUUGUGUUUCCGGGCGGUGUUAACGAGGAGGCCGACGCUAGUGAACGUUGGCUUCACCUCCUCAACUCUUUCGGGUACGGUAAGGCCGACUUCGAAAAGCUACAUCGAACUGGUGCUCCCAUAACUCCUAUCUUCGCAGAUAACCCAAUUAAAAGGUACACAAUAACAACUAUAAACACUACAUUAUCAUACGAAAUACACAUUGCAUUAAGAAUAACUGCAAUAAGAGAAACAUUUGAGGAGCUCGGUCUGCUUAUCUGCAGCACAAAACACAAAGCAUCUACAAGUGAUAAAUGGGCAAAUGUUAUAUCAGAUAUAGAUCUAAAAUUGUGGCAGAAACGGGUGAGUGACAAUCCCUCGGAGCUUCUAAAUCUCUGUAAAGAGCAUAAUUGUUACCCAGAUAUAUGGAAUUUGUUUUACUGGAGUAAUUGGCUAUCUCCUGCUCAUUUGCCGAGACGUUUCGAUACUGCAUUUUUCAUAGCGGCUAUAGAAAACAAACCAACAAAUAUCAAAGCUAACUCUGAGGUUGUUAAAGUAGAGUGGGCAAGUCCUAAAGAAGUUUUGGAGAGAAGUAAAAAAGGUGACAUAACUUUGUAUCCACCUCAAGUUUAUGAAUUGAAUCGUUUUACUUAUGUUAAAGAUAUUGAAGAGUUAAAAAAAUUUGCAAGAGAAAGGAGCAAUCAGGGUGAUGAACUAUUUUACCCAGUCAUUAAACAAGCUAAAGACGGCAUUGUAUCACUAUUACCAGGAGACCAUCUCUACCCAUCAAAUGUAGACCUUAAAAGUACAACGACUAAUACAGAAGAUAAAAAUCUAUUGGAACUCAGAGGAAAUAAUCAUUCACUUCAUCGCAUUGAAACAGACAAUAAUAAAAGUUUUUUCAUUACUCAUAACUACAAACCAAAAAAUCAUAUCAACAUGGGUAACCAAGUGACCCCUAUCAAUAUGAAACUCCAUGCAUUAAAUUAAAAAAUUCUAUCAUUGCCUUAGUCAUUGGCCUUACUAGUAGUACAAAUUGUGGAAAUAUUAUACAAACAAGAUUAGUCUGUUU
This is a messenger RNA of Melitaea cinxia (Glanville fritillary), 1295 nucleotides long. Its product is annotated as acyl-coenzyme A diphosphatase NUDT19-like. The transcript has 6 exons. Gene Ontology annotation, cellular component: mitochondrion. The record is from RefSeq and is a predicted model, not a curated record. Gene Ontology annotation, molecular function: hydrolase activity, acting on acid anhydrides, in phosphorus-containing anhydrides. Lineage: Eukaryota; Metazoa; Arthropoda; Insecta; Lepidoptera; Nymphalidae. Bases 89 to 1213 code for a protein of 374 amino acids.